Messenger RNA from Aspergillus heteromorphus CBS 117.55, 880 nucleotides. RefSeq lists its product as uncharacterized. The record is from RefSeq and is a predicted model, not a curated record. Bases 157 to 579 code for a protein of 140 amino acids. NCBI's taxonomy places the organism in Eukaryota, Fungi, Ascomycota, Eurotiomycetes, Eurotiales, Aspergillaceae. The transcript has a single exon.
CCGCGUCCGCAUCUCGUAGACGAUUCGAUUCGUAUAUGUGGGGUUCAGUGGCGAUGGAUAGAAUCACUUCCAAGACAAAUAUAUGAAGUAGCGCUUAUCCAACACCCCAUACAACCAAACGAAACCAAACCAUCUUCCCUGCAAAUUCACUCAAAAAUGCCAUACUCCCUCGAAAAGCCCCUCGAUCUGAUUGGGCGUCCCCAAGGGCUGGUCACCCUCCCUCUAGCCUCCAGCCCUAACACUCUCAGCCUCUGCCACGCCACACCCUACGUCUCCGAUCUAACCACCUGCGGCCUGUUCUCUCCAUCAGACUGCACCAGAGCCGACGCGCGCUGGGUCCCCGAGCCACAGCACGACUACGACUCUGAGGAACCGUCGUCCUCCAAGCAGCCAAGCUAUCAAUCGCUGCCAUGUUGCCAUCACGCCCAGGGGAUCCCGCCAGGCAUGGAAGAUGUGCCCCUGGAUGCGCCGUCCCGUCAUGCACUGGAGGAAUACUCCAGCUCGUUCGAUCAACACCGUCUGCUCAAGCGGAGGCUAUCUACGUUGACGCAUUCUCCGCAGCGCAACAAGGUUGGAUAGUUGGGUUACCCUUGCUUCGGACCGGGUGGAUGGAUGAAUGCAGAUGCAUACCCGGGCUUGGAUGGCCGGUUGACGUGGAAUGAUGCCGGGUAUGUUCCUGCUAUUUUUGACAGUGUUUCGGCCGGAUGGAGUGGAAUGCAAGGAUGGGUAGAGCAUACAGGAGGUGUUUAGAAAAUUAUUGAUGUUCAUAAAUGGUGCGAUAUAAUCGGGUGUUUCGGGGCUGUUGACGGAGAGAAAAGAGGGCUCGUUGAGUAGCUGGGCGGUUUGUCAUUAUUGAAACUAAAAUGCUUAAUAGCCCACC